Molecule: messenger RNA, 4194 nt
Organism: Annulohypoxylon truncatum
Lineage: Eukaryota; Fungi; Ascomycota; Sordariomycetes; Xylariales; Hypoxylaceae
Exons: 1
Coding region: 546-4007 (1153 amino acids)
Source: RefSeq, a predicted model, not a curated record
AAAGACAUGGAACCUUAGGAACCUUGGAAACCUUGGAAGGUCCUACCCGUAUGAGGUGGUGUCAUCAAAGAGAAAUCGAAAAAGACUAUAACUCGGCUUCGAAAGCUUAAAAAAAGUAAACCAAGCUCAACUUUUUUUCUUCUUCGCUCGUAACUAAUAAUGACAUAAAUUUUUGGAAACACGCACCUUUUCACCCUUCGUAACCCCUCUUGAUUGAACCAGCCUACUUUAAUAUUACGCUCAUUUACAAAUCUCUUACGUCGACGCGAUCGUCGUUACAUGUAUAUAUACAAACGUUACGUUGCCUCACCUUUAAAGAUCGUGUCGAUCCUUGACAUCUGGUCGAUCCAUUUUUCUACGUAUCCCACGUAUGCGACAGCACCACAGACAAACAAUUUGUCUUUUCAACGUCUGGAAGCUGUCGCGUAGUACAUUCAUCCUUGUUUGACACAUUACACUGUCUACAGGAAAUCUAACGCUAUCUUAUCCGAGUCAUGUUCGGGGUUGUCUUGCCAGAUCUAAAUUAUUAGAUCCAACCCGUCGGAAUGCUUUCACACCUUCGCUUCCAUAGACGGGGCCCGUCCACUCCCUCGUCUCCCAUACCCGAAAACAGCCCCUGGGAUACUGCCGCCCUUCAACCAGCCCAGCUCGUCCCUGAAGAUGGUGUUCCAGCUCCCGAGAUCCGCUUACGGUCCGAUGCCGCUGUUCCCUUCGCCCAUGCUCAUGGACAGCCAACAUCGCAAUCAUCUCAACCCACAUCGCCGUUAUCGCAGCAGCAGCAACCUUCUCAACAUAAUCAACCACCAGUCUUGCCCCCAAUUGCCAAAAUCUCUUCGGCCGAUUCCGAUCUAUCCAUAGACCUUGCUAAUCUCGACUCGAAACAACGCGAAGAAUCGAAGCAAGAACUGAAACCUCUACCGCGAUCGCCUUAUAAUGAAGACACCGGGUUUAUUGGCGGGCUAGCCUUACAGAAUUAUCGCCGGGAGCAAGAGGCACUAAAACCAGGCUCCUUAGAUAGAAAUACGACAAAUGCGUCCGAUUCUGUAUCGCCCAGUGCCCAUCCUAGUGUAACUAACUUCUCGAGCUCGAACCGUCCACCACCACCUACUAGACCUAUCAAGGCUGCCUCCUCCUUCAUCCCGCCUACCUCGCUUCAGAAUGCUACUUCAACGAAUAAACGAUCAACAAGUGCCAAAAUGGCACCAGAAUCGCCGGCCUUACCAUCCCAAGGCAUGUCUCUUGAUGCGCCAAGGGGCAAAAAGGGUCUUCCUUUUCUCAAAAAUCCUAUGUCAACACUGUUAUUGCGGAGGAAAACUAGCCAAAAUGUACCAGAUCUGACAUUACCAUUACGCGGUCACGAUGAAGAACCUACGUAUGAUCCUCGUAUUAGAGGAACCCGAGUUCACGAUUUUAGUGCUCCACGGCCGAGAAAAGUCGUCUCUAUCAACGAGCCGACUAAUUUAGGCGUCGAGAAGCCUCGUCAAGACACUAUAUCACCUACCGCGGAGUACAACUCCCCUGUUACAGAAGCGCCUCCAGUUCCCCCGAAGGACGACAAUUCCCAGUCCACCCGAUCGUCUUCAACUUAUUCUCGGACAAUAUCGGUAGAUGCUGCAUCUCUGCAGAAGUCCCAAGAUUCUAGGAAUAGUCUUCCUAGUGUUGGAUCUAGGAAUGGACAAAAUAGCCAGAGGCGGAAGAGCUCUAUUCCACCUUCACUUAUGUCAUUAUCUCGUAACGUUUCAGAAGCAUCCGCUCGAGAUGUCCUCUCGUCAUUACCCAGGCAUAUGAAAAGCACGUCUUCCCGGUUUAGUUUUGAUAUGAUCGGUGCGGCAAAGCAAGAGAAGCUGCUGGAAGAGCGACACCGGCAACGACAGCAGGAUAAAAAGGCAGAUGAGACACUCGAUCAGCGGGAUUCCCGUUUUGAUGAUUUCGAUGAAGAUGCAUUUGAUUAUGAUGCGAUGGAUUACGACGAUGGUCUAGAAGAACGUAUACCAGGGGUAAAUGCUGAUUAUGAGGAGGAGGAAGAGUUUUGCGGCGUCGAUGAUGACCCAGAUAAUGAUCAAGAAAAUUUUGCAGGCUUCGUUUUCCAGAGAUCUAACCCCAUAUCAGAGAUAACGAGCCCUCAUAGUGCCGGAUUGUUACCUACGCCUAGGGAUGAAAGUGGCAAUGCCAUUGGCUAUGCAAUGACUGAAGAAGACUCGUCGAAUAUUCCGCCGCCUUUGAAUAUUCCCGUUAAUGACCGAAGCGAAGCUCCCACGCAGCAGCCGUCGGAGGGUGAUACUCCGACAGGCUUGGGUAUUCAGGGACUUGGAGCUGUUAACGAGAUGCCUGAACGGAUGUCCUUUCAGCAGCAAUCGCAAGAAACCACGACACAAAAGCCUCUCUCCAAGGAUGAUGAACUGUAUUUCAAUGACGGACUUAUUCACGAUUUCGAUGGAGAGGGUGAUGGUUCGGCUUUUGAUGAGUCUAUAUUUGACCUGGAAGAUACAGAUCAAUAUGGUCGACCUAUACCUGGAUUGUUUGCCAAUGCGCUAUCGCAAAGACAAGCUGCCCAAGAGGCAAAGAAACGAGAAUCUGAUAUGACAUCUAGGUUGUCAGCACAAUCCGAAAUCUCGCAGUCUACUGCUCACACCUCGGUCAGUGCUGAUCUACAACCUAAACCAAUGGAGUUAGAAAUAAAUGAGGAAAGGGUCCCACGCAUUGAGGAGCGGCAGUCAUCUAUUUCAGGCUUACCAGCUGCAGACCAAGAUCAAAUAGCCGCCUACCAAGCAGCUCUGGCAGCGGCGGCUCAUCAAGCUGCUGCUUCUGGGAAGUUCCGAAGGGAUUCAUCUCCUCCUCCACCUGCGACGUUAACCAUAACGUCCCCUACGACAUCCGGAUCUUCCCAAUCCCAGGGCCAUCCCGAGGAAGUCGAUGAUUACGAAUAUGAUAAUGAUUUAUCGUCAGGAUUGGAUGAUUAUGAACUCGAUGAUGAUGAUAUCAUCGCAGAAGCUAAUGCAAGUGCCCUUGCUAAUGAUUCAGAUGGUUGGUAUGGACAAGAAUUCGGUUUUUAUUCUGCACCAACGCCACUACAUGUCCAUCAUGGUCCCAGUGUCCUGAGUGAGAAAAAUAUCUACCAAUACUCUCACGGGGGCUAUUUUGGUCCAAGCGGUGUCAACCGGUCUACCUCGGGCCGUAUUGUCUCCCGUGAGCCGAAUUUGACGCCUAUCACUGAACGCUCUGAGUAUUCAAACCGGAAUUCAAUCAUGAGUUUAGGCGUACCUCAAAGCGCAAAUCCUAACGGGCCGCUGCAGAGUCCUGGCUUAGCUCAACUGGCGAUGAUGGCUGAUGACGAUAACAUGUCUCUGUCCGCUCUGCUCCGGCUACGCUCCAAGGCGUGGGGCGACUCUCAAGCGUCGCUCGUAAGCUCGCGCGACGGUUCACCUAGUGAUAGGAAUGGCGCUACCAGCCCGUGGGGACAAGACCCGCUCGGCAUUGGACCUUCGCAUGGGCGCAAGAAUUCAGCCUUUUCUAUCUUCAGCCAAGACUCGACAGGAGCGGGCAGUGGCUCGGGAAGCCCUACACUAACCAUGUCGAUGCCUGGCGUUCCGAACCAUGCGAUCCCUCCCCUCAGUGUACCAUCUAUCUCGAACCCUGCUUCCACCACAUCCCCCGUCAGCGCACCAGUCUUUUCUCCUUUACAAACAUCUUCAGUGUGCCCACCUGUGUUUGAAGACGAAGAGACCAGUCCGCUUGACGAGAGAAAGACCGAAACGAGAAGCGCGAGCACGUCAGCAUCAGGCACAUUGUCAAGGCCAUUUUCGGAGACUAUGAGUCCAACUGUGGGUAUGCCCUCGCAAAAGAGGCCGGGCAUGGGGCACAGGCAUAGAGGAAGUGCGGACAGCAUUUCCUACACGAAAGAAGAAGACAGUGGGGAAACGCGAUGGAUCAUGGAAAGGCGCCGAACCUCAGAGUCAGGCGAAAUUGAAGUCCUUGGUCGGCAGGUGGUCGAUCGGGGCAGGAUCUAGUGGCUUCUGAGAUAUCUUCGAGAUUUGUGAUCGAGCGAUUGCUCCAUUCUCGCUAUCUGCAAAAGUAUAAGGACAGGAGACCCGGCGCAACGGUGGUAAGGUGAUGACAUAUGGAGCACGCCCCCCGACUUACAUGUCACGCUUGCUCGGUUUCUAUAACGUAGCAUCAGGGGAACUAAGGGCUGGU